Molecule: messenger RNA, 1034 nt
Organism: Nicotiana tabacum (common tobacco)
Lineage: Eukaryota; Viridiplantae; Streptophyta; Magnoliopsida; Solanales; Solanaceae
Product: syntaxin-61
Biological process (GO): intracellular protein transport; Golgi vesicle transport
Cellular component (GO): membrane
Molecular function (GO): SNAP receptor activity
Source: RefSeq, a predicted model, not a curated record
UCCCGAAAUAAAACCAUUAUAAGUUAUCUUCCACGUUUAUCAACGUGGAUCAAUUUAGUUUGAAUUCUGAUGAACUCAAAUGAAUCGCUGAAUAUAAUUUUUUAGUGGGUAAACGUUCUAGAAUUGGUGUUAAAGAUGUCUUCAGCUCAAGAUCCCUUUUAUAUUGUCAAGGAGGAAAUUCAAGAAUCUAUUGACAAGCUCUUGUCCACGUUUCAUCAAUGGGAGCAAACUCCUGCAAAUAGUGGUGAGCAAGUACAUCUUACAAAGGAACUUCUUGCUGCAUGUGAGAGCAUUGAGUGGCAGGUGGAUGAAUUGGACAAAACAAUCGCUGUUGCAGCAAAAGAUCCCUCUUGGUAUGGUAUUAAUGAAAGUGAGCUUGAUAGAAGAAGAAGAUGGACCAGCAAUGCCCGAGCUCAAGUGGGAAGCGUGAAGAAGUCAAUAGUAACUGGAAAGGAGUCUUAUGGGACAAGUACAUCUAAUCUCAAUGGGAUGCGGCGAGAACUGUUGAGACUGCCAGAUUCUGAUCAGAAAGAGAGAUCCAAUGCAUACUCUGCCCGAGAUAAUGAUGAUUUCAUAUCAUCAGAAUCAGAUAGGCAAUUACUUCUUAUGAGGCAACAGGAUGAAGAGCUAGACGAGCUUAGUGCUAGCGUAGUUAGAAUCGGAGAUGUUGGGCUCACCAUACAUGAUGAACUUCUUCAACAGGACAAGAUCAUUAAUGAAUUGGGCACGGAGAUGGAAAGUACAUCUAAUCGUCUUGAAUUCGUUCAGAAAAAGGUAGCCAUGGUAAUGAAGAAGGCCAGCGUCAAGGGACAGAUGAUGAUGAUUUGUUUUCUGAUAGUUUUGUUUAUUGUUCUUUUCGUUCUAGUUUUCUUGACCUAGUUUCAUUUGUUUUCUGAUAAUUUUGUUUUUUUANAUGAUAGUUUUGUUUUUUUAAUUCAUUCUGGUUUUCUCGACCUAGUUUAUGUAUGUAUUGUUAUGAAUAAACUGGCUUCCAUACAGCAUAAAUGAAUUGAAAAUCUUGGCGAUGACACUCA